This is a messenger RNA of Paramormyrops kingsleyae, 2814 nucleotides long. RefSeq names its product glycerol kinase 5 (gene gk5). Gene Ontology annotation, cellular component: mitochondrion. The record is from RefSeq and is a predicted model, not a curated record. NCBI's taxonomy places the organism in Eukaryota, Metazoa, Chordata, Actinopteri, Osteoglossiformes, Mormyridae. Gene Ontology annotation, biological process: glycerol-3-phosphate biosynthetic process; phosphorylation; triglyceride metabolic process. Gene Ontology annotation, molecular function: kinase activity; phosphotransferase activity, alcohol group as acceptor.
UCCUGUGAGUUCGCGGGAUUUUAAUUGUUGCGAAUCGAACUUUACAAGUAACUCUGCUUUCGUUGAUGCUUUGUGUUUAGUUUUCUAUAGUAAACGAGACGCCAAACCUCGUUUACACCGUUAAUCAUUGAACGGUGUUGUCAUUUUAAGAAAAAAAACUUUCAGUUGUAAUAACCGAGUUCAUGAUGAUGAUGAUAAUGAAGUAGAAAUAUGCUACAGAAUCAGGCUGUGUCUGUCCGUGUGUGUGGGAGGGUUAUAUAGCAUUCAGAAUUAAUUAGGUGCCGGCGAACUGGGUGAGGCGGCUGUUAGCAGCGGAGCUAACUGGAUCGCUGCCCGUUACGUUGGCGUUCAGUCCGAUCGGCCUCCGUGUUAACCGGUGCCAUGCGUUGUCUUUUUAAUCAUUAAUCGGAACCAUCGAUCUCGUGAUAAAUGAACAAGUCACUCAGCCUUUGCCUCGGGUUAGUGUAACGUCACCCCAUGGAGGCGCUGCGUCUCGUCGCGGAUGUCAGCUUGCCCAACCGGUCUGUGAAUACAGAUACGGAGCCCGUUUCGAUUUGCGGCGAUGGCCCCGCGGCGGAGCUACAUCGUGUCGGUGGACGUGGGCAGCACUUUGGUUAGAAGUCACGUCUACGACGGGGAAGGCCGGGUGCGGGGAUCCUGCCAAGCCGAGCUGUCGCCGCUGUACCCGGAGCCCGGCCGGGUCGAGCUCGAUCCCGAAGCGCUGUGGCGCUGUUUCGUGGACGUAGUUAAAGGCGCCGUUCGCGACUCCGGUGUGCAGAUGCGCCAUGUAGCAGGCCUGGGCAUCUCCACGCAGAGAGCAACUUUUACCACCUGGGACAGGUGGACAGGUGAGCCUUUCCACAACUUCAUUACCUGGCAGGACCUGCGUGCAGCGGAGCUUGUCCGGUCAUGGAACCAGUCCUGCACAAUGAAGGCCGUCCAUGGGGUGAUGAAGGUACUGUAUUUCCUGACCAGGCAGAAGCGCUUCCAGGCGGCCAGCCUCGUGGUCUUCAACGCCCAGCACGUCACCUUCCGGCUGGUCUGGGUACUGCAGCACUAUAGCCAGGUGUGUAAAGCUGUACAGGAGAACCGGUGCUGCUUUGGGACCAUCGACACUUGGCUGCUCUUCAAACUCACAAAAGGUGCGGUCCAUGCUACAGACUACUCCAAUGCAAGUUCGACAGGGAUAUUCGACUCAUACCAGAUGUGUUGGAGUAGUUUUUUGUGCUCCCUUGUGUCCCUGCCGCUGUCCAUUUUACCCACCGUGCAGGACACUGGUCAUAACUUUGGCUCCACGGAUGCCACCAUCUUCGGCACGUCCCUGCCCAUCAUGUGUGUCGUGGCGGACCAACAGGCAGCCAUGUUUGGGGAGUGCUGCUUUGAUACGGGAGAUGUGAAGAUCACCAUGGGAACUGGAACUUUCAUCGACAUCAACACGGGGAGCAAGCCACACACCUCUGUGGCGGGGCUCUAUCCCUUGGUGGGCUGGAAGAUUGGGCCAGAUGUGGUUUACCUGGCUGAAGGCAAUUCAGCUGACACUGGGACAGCUAUCAAGUGGGCACAGCAGCUGGAGCUCUUUUCAGAUGUGAAGGAAACUGAGACGAUGGCAAACAGCGUGGAGGAUUCAGACGGGGUGUGCUUUGUGCCGUCCUUCAGUGGCCUGCAGGCUCCACUCAACGACCCCAUGGCUUGUGCCUCCUUCAUGGGUCUUAAACCUUCCAGCACCAAGAACCACCUCGUCCGGGCGAUUCUGGAGUCCGUAGCGUUCAGGAACAAGCAGCUCUACGACAUCAUGCUGCGGGAAACUCGAAUCCCCAUCACCAGGAUCAGGGCGGAUGGAGGAGUCAGCACCAACAAUUUCAUCAUGCAGAUAACCGCCAACUUGCUGGGGAAGAAAGUGGAGCGCUCAAGUCAUUUCGACAUGUCCAGCAUGGGAGCGGCUUUCAUCGCAGGGCUGGUAGUCGGCUUCUGGAAGAGUCUGGGGGAUCUUAAACGGUUGCACCAAUCCGAGCAGGUGUUUGUGCCACAGGUGGAGCGCCGACUCUACACGCCAGUGUUGCAGGGAUGGGAGAAAGCAGUGCACCGCUCUAUGCAUUGGUACAGCAAAGACCUGACGAAACGUUCUGCUGGGCUGAGGAUGGCGCCCCUUGGGGACCAGCAGUGACACUACUGCACCGAGGCCAAACCUCAGACAGCUAUAGCUACUGAUUAACCCGUGUUAAUUAAUCUGUACGUGAUGACCAGCAGCUGGUGUGUAUACAGCCCCUCAUUCCUCAACAGCUGCAGAAAUACAGUGAAAGGCAUUUUUUUAAAGUAACUGUGUUAAUCGAAGAUAUCUUUCUCAUGGGAACAAAGGGGCGAUGUCACUAUGCAGAUCAUUCAGUAUGACUGCACUGUCGUGUUGCAGUUUACACACUGUGUGUGACCAAUGUUCUGAAGGCAUCUCUGCUUGGAGACAUUUGACUCUGUAAGAACCAUGUGAUCCCCGAAUGAUCUCUAAGGACACUUGGGGCACCCAUGCAGAAUGAGAACCUUAUGAAGGUGCUACACAGGCUAGAGACCCGGCAGCAGCGAUUCUGCUGUAGUGUCAGUGUUUACAGCUCAAUUGAAGUGGCAUUUAUGGGAUGAUUCCUCAGCCAAAAAAAAUGUGGUUUCCUGUAGAAGAUGGACUGCGUGUUUGCACCCUCCUUCAGGUGAAUGACACUGUCCCUCAUCAUGCCUGUUUCUGUGCCAGAGUGUCCAGUUCUGUUCAGGGUGUUUCAGGUUGUUCCGAAUUUUUAACAUCAUUAAAAUCAGUGAAACAUUUUGAUUCAA